This is a messenger RNA of Rosa chinensis, 2049 nucleotides long. Its product is annotated as protein disulfide isomerase-like 1-4. The transcript is spliced from 12 exons. The coding region runs from base 49 to 1770 and encodes 573 amino acids. Gene Ontology annotation, cellular component: endoplasmic reticulum. Gene Ontology annotation, molecular function: protein disulfide isomerase activity. Lineage: Eukaryota; Viridiplantae; Streptophyta; Magnoliopsida; Rosales; Rosaceae. Gene Ontology annotation, biological process: protein folding; response to endoplasmic reticulum stress. The record is from RefSeq and is a predicted model, not a curated record.
AAACCAGAUCUCACUCUCUAGCUCAUUCUUCUCCUCACUCACUCCAAAAUGGCGAGUCGACUCGUUCUCGUGUUCACACUCAGCGCCCUGCUCCUCCUCUCCUCCCGCCCAGCUCUCUGCAAGGACGCCGCCGUCGACGACGACGACGAGGAUCUCAGCUUCCUCGAAGAGCCGACCGAGCAGCAGGGCCACGGCCAAGACGCCGCGCCGCACUAUCCAGAUCCGGACGAAUUCGACGCCGAUAACUACGACGACGCCGACGACUUCUCCGAUUUCGACGAGGGCGAUCAGGAGGCGUACAAGGAGCCCGAGGUCGACGAGAAGGACGUCGUCGUUUUGAAGGGGGCGAACUUCAGCGAGACGAUUAAGAAGAACAGGUUCGUCCUGGUUGAGUUCUACGCGCCGUGGUGCGGACACUGCCAGGCCUUGGCUCCGGAGUACGCGGCGGCCGCGACGGAGCUCAAGGGCGGAGAUGUAGUUUUGGCCAAAAUUGAUGCGACGGAGGAGAACGAGUUGUCUCAGGAGUAUGAUGUGCAGGGUUUCCCGACUAUCUUCUUCUUCAGCGACGGUGUUCACAAGCCUUAUACAGGGCAAAGGACCAAAGAGGCUAUUGUUACCUGGAUCAAGAAGAAGACGGGACCUGGUAUCUCUAACGUGACCACAGUGGAGGAUGCAGAGCGCAUUUUGACUUCUGAAACUAAAUUCGUUGUGGGAUUCCUCAACUCUUUGGUGGGUCCUGAGAGUGAUGAGCUUGCUGCUGCUUCAAGACUUGAGGAUGAUGUCAACUUCUACCAAACAGUGGAUCCAAAGGUGGCAAAACUUUUCCAUAUUGACUCUGAGGCCAAACGCCCAGCGGUGGUCCUGAUAAAGAAAGAGGAUGAGAAGCUGAGCUAUUUCGCCGGUAAAUUCGACAAGUCUGCAAUUGCGGAGUUUGUCUUUGCAAACAAGCUUCCUUUGGUUGUCACAUUUACUAGGGAGAAUGCCCCUUCCAUUUUUGAAAGUGAAAUAAAGAAACAGCUGUUGCUCUUUGCCACUUCAACCGACUCAAAGAAGGUUCUCCCAGAGUUUGUAGAGGCAGCAAAGUUAUUCAAAGGAAAGCUUAUCUUUGUAUUUGUGGAAACGGAUAACGAAGAUGUCGGAAAGCCAGUUUCAGAUUAUUUUGGUAUCACUGGUGAUGCUCCAACGGUUCUCGCAUACACCGGAAAUGAUGAUGCUAGGAAGUUUAUUCUUGAUAAAGAAGCAACCUUGGCUAACAUAAAGGCUUUUGGGGAGGACUUCCUUGAGGAUAAACUUAAAGCUUUCUAUAAGUCAGACCCGAUCCCGGAGACUAAUGAUGGAGAUGUGAAAAUAGUGGUUGGAAAUAACUUUGAUGAUAUUGUCUUGGAUGAGUCGAAGGAUGUUCUUCUCGAGAUUUAUGCACCCUGGUGCGGGCAUUGCCAAUCUCUGGAACCAACCUACAACAAGCUUGCCAAACAUCUACGAGGCAUUGAGUCUAUUGUUAUAGCCAAGAUGGACGGAACCACAAAUGAGCAUCCCAGGGCAAAGGCUGAUGGGUUCCCUACACUUCUAUUCUUCCCAGCUGGAAACAAGAGCUUUGAUCCUAUUACAGUAGAUGCUGACCGUACAGUGGUGGCGUUCUACAAGUUCCUCAAGAAACAUGCAUCAAUCCCUUUCAAGCUCCAAAAGCCAACUUCAACUACAAAAUCCGAGGAAUCUGAUGCUAACUUGAGCCAGGAGAGCAGCAAAAACGAUUUGAAGGAUGAAUUGUGAUGAUUUAGAUUUUUGUAUGCUAAAAUGUCUGUCUAAUAUGUGCCAUCAUCAUCAAUGUGGUAGAAAAAGAGAUAGUUUAUCAGAUAGAAGAAAUAUAGAGAGACCUGACGAGGGGGAAAAGAGAAUCUCAAACUGCAGUUUAAACCCCAUCCCAUGCCUGAAAAACAUUGGAACAGGGAGAGAUUAGGUGUUUCAGCUAAGCAAGUUUUUGUAUUCUAUAAUUUAAAGAACUCACGAUGAAAAUUUAAUAAGAUAUGCUUUUCUUGUUUUAGGGAUGUA